GCUCACUUUGCUUUCAGCGGCUCUUAGCAGCAGUCAGCAGCUACACACAGCAGAUCUACUGCCCUGAUGAGCAACACUAUCUUAUGAGGAGGAAAAUGGAAUAAACAUGGCCCACAAUAGAAGCUUUUUCCUCGAAGCGCUGGAUAGAUCAGAGACCAGGCGAGAUGGAGGGUACAAGCACAACUGGAGCUUUUCUCUUUCUGAUGACAGUGAAGAGGAAAGGAGACAUGAUGUGAGUGUGGUGAGCAUGGAGGAGAUGGACCGGCAGCAGCCGACCUCCCCCGAGGAGAAAAAGUCUCCCACUCUUAGGCACUUCACAAUGUCCGAUUCGUUGAGAACAUAUGAAAACCGGCCAAAUAAUCACAUGAGGCCUCUGAACAAGCUGGCACCCAAAAGGCUCGGCGAAGCCCCUCUCACAGUAGCAACGUCCACCCCCAUGCCCAACUAUUUCAUCAUCAGUCCCACACCUUCACAAGGAAUCGUUUUACAAGGACGGCACUUUCAGCACGCACAGAUGCCCUCGGCAAUAAGAAAGCCAGUUCAAAGAAACGACUUCUCCACCACGCAACAAGCUGUAGAAGUGGACAGCAUCGUCCUCACCUGUCCAGAAGUCCCAGAAGAGGGCACCCUGAACAUUAAACGUCGCGUCCAGCAGAAGAGGAAACCAUUGGAUGGUUGCUGUAGUUUUCCUUCAGACGUCAAAGCGUCAGAGCCUCUGCGGCCAACCGCCUACCAAACGGUGUGUAUGAAGUGCAACAAGCCGAGCGAGGACAGCAGCAAGUGUCAGACCUGUGGGAGCAGUUCACCGCUGCUGUCCUCUCAGCAGGCCACGCUGUCGUCCCCGACCCCCCGACCUCCCAUCAGAUCCCAGCCCUCCCCCGGACCAAACAGCCUGCAGCAGAACUUCUACAAACCUGCCACGACCAUGAGGGCGCCCCGAGGAGAGCCUGUGCCCAUACGGAUCACGACCACCAGGGGGACCCUGCUGCCUCUGAACAAUGACAGGGCCCCGCUGUUAGCCAGCACGUCCAACUGCUGCAGAGCCAGGAACCCACCUAAAGGGAAGAGGAGCCAGCAGCACGAGCUUAAUGACCCCAUCGUCCUGUCCAGUGAUGAUGACGAGGAUGAGGCCGACAACGCCAGCACAGGCAGCGUCAACAGACUGGACAGCGUUUCUCCUCGACCCGCCGACUCCGCCCACUCCUCUCCGGUGCCCUCCGGUGGCAGAGUGGAGGCGGCGGUGAAGAGCGCCGGAGAGCAGGAGGAGGUGAACACGGAUUUCUUUGAAGACGUCAACAUGAAGGUCACGAUACCACGGAAAGCCCGGAUGAGAGAUCAGUUUGGAAAUCAACCCCCUGAGACAUUUUCACCGAGGCCAAAGAAGUCCAGAUUUAUGCCCAAUAAGUGUGACAGCAUCAUACUGGAGUGUCGGAGUGUAAGAGUAGGAACUCUACGGAGGAUGGUGACGAAGCCCGUUGUUUUUUCCAUCGACCACAUCCAGCUGGAAACUGAAGUCCCGGAACACGGCAGCCUGGAGAACGUUUGUCUGCAGGCGUCGGAGCUGAUCAGCUGUGAGUGGUGCAGCGUCCGGAAGCUUCCCGUCUUGUUUUUCCAGACGACUCCAGCAGAGUGCCUCCGCCUGCGCACACAGCUCAACAUGUCCAAGGAGAAGGGAAGCCAGUGGUACGACUGCGCCGGGGACCAGUCAGACGAGAAAUACAUCGUCCUGAUCUUUGAGAACGGCCUGGCGUUGAAGGAGCAGAUGAUCCUGGAGGACAUCCUGGGUGAGAUCGGCAGGACCAACAACCUCAUCAACUUCCCGGCCAAGCUGCCCUUCGAGGAGGCCAACAUCCGGCUGGUCAACUACAACAAGGCGACGAGGCAGAAGUGGGAGAAGGUGAAACCAUUACACACUCAGAUCAAAUUCACCCCUGUCUCCCCGGUUACCAAGGUCACCCCGGGCAGCAAGGUCACUCAAGUUUCCCCGGUAACUCCCGUCAAUAUGCCUGUACGAACACGGAUGGCCACCCGUCACCAGACCAGCACUUACUUUGAAGAUGAAGACGAGGACAUGACCGACCUCCAGCCCACCUUCUCCGGACCAGUCGUUAAGUUAAUGGUGUACCCUCCUCCUCCAGCCAAAGGUGGCAUAACAGUCACCAAUGAAGACCUCCACUGCCUUAAUGAUGGAGAAUUCCUAAAUGAUGUAAUCAUAGACUUUUAUUUAAAAUAUUUAGUUUUAGAGAAAUUAAAAAAAGAAGACGCACAAAGAAUCCAUGUGUUCAGCUCCUUCUUUUAUAAGAGACUGAACCAGAGAGAGCGCAGGAACGUCCCAGACACAACAAACCUGCCUAUCCAGAAAAGGAAGCACAACAGGGUAAAGACGUGGACUCGGCACGUGGAUCUGUUCCAGAAGGACUUCAUUUUCGUUCCCAUCAAUGAAUCAGCUCACUGGUACCUGGCGGUCAUCUGCUUCCCGGGCCUUGAGGGUCCAGUGUUUGAGCUGAACCCACUGUUUCACGGCCCGAUCCCAGCCUCCACCUCAGCUUCUGAUCUCCACUCGGAGGAGAACAUCCCAGACCACUGCCGUCCUCUGUCCCCGGACAGAGACGGACUGGACAGCUCCUCUGAGGAGCCGUCACCUGAAGCCCCAGAGGGAUCCUCGGAGGGUCAGACUGACGGUGACCUCGCCAUUGAAAACUCUGCCUUCAUCGAGGGGAGCCAAGAGCCGUCGAGCAACGACCAGGGCGACCCCGAGCAACAAUACACAAGUGAGUUGCACAGAAUCAGUGUCUGUUACAGUUCAGGAAAAGGAGACGACGACACCUAUUACUCCUUCUCUGAUGACCAAAGCUCCUGUCAGGAUGAGUGCAGCGAUGACGGGACUCUGGCUGAAGAUACCCUCUCCUCCGACACCUCGAGUUUGGCCUCAAAACCGAGCCUGUGCAAACAGCCUUGUAUUCUCAUCAUGGACUCCCUGCGUGGUCCAGCCAGGUCCACUGUGGUGAAAACUCUGAGAGAGUACCUGGAGGUGGAGUGGGAGGUACGAAAAGGAAGUCAGCGGAGUUUUGGGAAGGAAGUGAUGAGGGGCUCCAGCCCACGUGUGCCUCAGCAGGAUAACUUCAGCGACUGUGGAGUUUACAUCCUGCAGUAUGUGGAGAGCUUCUUUGAGAAACCGAUUCCCAGCUUCCAUCUGCCUGUGAACCUGUCGGAGUGGUUCCCUCAGCAGAGAAUGAAGACGAAGCGCGAUGAGAUCAAGGAGCUGAUCCUGAAGAUUCAGGCGCAACAAGAACUGGGCAAGAAGGAGUCCGACCAGGUCGAGGCUCGGCUGGACUCCCCAGAGGAGCCCGAGAUCGAAGAGACAUCUGGGUCGAAGGGCAGGCCGUCAAACCUACCCAUCAGCCCCUGAGUCCACCUCACCCUCACCCUCCUCCUCCUCUCCCUCAUCUCCCCCCGUCACUCCCAGGCUCAUGGGGGUGAACCUGAUUGUACGCUGCUGGUUUUACUUCAACGUGUCUGAACGGUCCUCAGCUCCCUCCAUUAACCACAGACAUCAAACCACACCUUUAAAUUUGUAUUGAAUAAAACACGUACUGUAAAUAUGCUGGAGUUUUUCUGCUGCCUUUGUAAUUUACUGUUUUAUGACUCAUUCAUGAAGUGGCCCAUUUAAGUUAUGUUUUCAUAGAUGUUCUUCUCUCCAGGAGGAUCUGUGCAGAAGAUACUGUUUCGCUCUUGCAUAGUUAUUUUUUAUGCUUUCAAGUUAGUUGCUGUUAUUUGUAAGUUAACAAUCCACGCGUCGGGAAAAAAAUAAACUGUUUUCAGAGGGCUGAUUUGCAGCUCAUGAGUCACAUACGUAGUUCAGUGCUUGUUGUGUCUCUUCGAUGUGGAGUGGAUGAAUUUUCAGCAUUAAAAGCAACGAUAGAUGCAAGAGCA
Molecule: messenger RNA, 3933 nt
Organism: Amphiprion ocellaris (clown anemonefish)
Lineage: Eukaryota; Metazoa; Chordata; Actinopteri; Pomacentridae
Gene: senp6a
Product: SUMO specific peptidase 6a
Exons: 23
Coding region: 107-3409 (1100 amino acids)
Biological process (GO): regulation of spindle assembly; regulation of kinetochore assembly; protein desumoylation
Cellular component (GO): nucleus; cytoplasm
Molecular function (GO): SUMO-specific endopeptidase activity
Source: RefSeq, a predicted model, not a curated record